GCGCUGACAAUCACCUGGCAGAUCACUCUUCAGAGGACAAAGAUCAGAAAGUGGGUGAGACUGGGAGGUGACUUUCCACUGCAGAGGAAUGAGAGCGAGAAUGUGACCGAGGGAGGAGUGAGACUCACAUACACAGAGAGAGAGAGUCGUGAGUGAGUGACACACGUGUGUGCGGAGCGUCACGCCCUGACACCGGACGGCCCGGCUCCGCCGCCACAUCGGGGGCCACAACACAUCAAUGUAGCUGCAGGGAUCUUAUCAUGACUACAGUGCAGGUUUCUGCACAGACUACAAAUGCAUCUUCUUUUUUGGAGCUCUGCGACCAGCACACCCCGCCAUCUUCCCGCACCCUACUCCUUGUUGGAUACAGCGUGUUGAUGCCCCUCGGAGUCAUAUUGAACGGUGUGUCCCUCGUUGUGUUCCUGCGUUGGCUACGACCUCUCUCAGUGGUGGGAACCUUCCUUUGUAACCUGGCACUCAGCGACCUGAUCUUCACCCUCUCGCUGCCCCUGAGAAUCUACUACUAUGCCAACAACCAUUGGCCCUUUGGCUCCGUCCUCUGUCGCCUCUCUGGAUCCAUUUUCCACAUCAACAUGUACGGCAGCUGCCUCUUCCUCUUUUGCAUAAACGUGGACCGUUACUUGGCCAUUGUGCACCCUUUGCGGUUCCGCCACCUGCGGCGGCCCAAGGUUGCCCUUCGGACUUGUUUAUGUGUCUGGCUGGUGAUCAUCGGUGGUUCGGUGCCGGCUGCCAUGGUACACGACUCAAAGGAUUGCUGGAAUGGAUCUGAAAGGGUUCAGCGCUGUUUUGAGGGUUUAAGUAGUUGGGGGGGCUUUUUAUUCCCACUGCUGUUAGUGGCGGAGGUGAUUGGUUUUCUUUUACCCCUUACUGCCGUAGUGUACGGUUCCAGCCACGUGUUCUUCGAGUUGUGCCGGGCAGCGGAAGGAGGGGCAAAGCGGCAUCGCAAAACCAUCCGGCUCCUCAUCCUCAACCUCAGUAUCUUCCUCUUUUGUUUUGUUCCUUACAACUCAACUCUGGUUGCCUAUGGCCUUCUCCGGGCCGAACUUGUACCCGACUGGUGGGACUCAAAAACGACUUUAAAGAAAAUUAUCUCAAUCACCGUCCUACUAGCCAGCACCAACUGCGCACUUGACCCAUUGGUUUAUUACUUUAGCACCGAGGGAUUCCGAAACACAUUAAGUCAAAUUGCGCGCAGCAGUAAGUCCUCCAAGGAGAAGAGCUCCUCCGGCAGGAUUACGGGUGACACUGUGGCCUCCGACCAUAAGGUGAAAAGUCUUGGGAUUACUCCUCUUUCCAGCAAAGACUACGAGAAUAACGAGAAGCGAAUGGCUCAGGUUAAGUUUGGUGUGACCAACGGCAGUGAGAAGAAAAGAAUGAUCGAGGAAUCCGAGAUUUGAGUCAGUAUUGAAUGGAACUCAACGCACUUGAAGGCCUCAGCCAAGUAUGAACAACGUGUAGCACAAGGACUUCUGGACCAUAUGUUUUAGAGAUGGGAGGGAAGGGUUUAGAAGUUGUAGGCCGUGUCUCUUUGGGAAGAGUUUUCUUUGCUUCCUGUCAUCUAAGAAGCAAUCUUACAUAGCGGAGUCCCCAUUUGAACUUUACCCCCCCCCCCCCUCUUCCUAUUCCAACGACACCCCCAAACUUUUACUUCCCCCUCAAUUUUACUCCCGGUGCCAAUGGUUCCUAGAAGAAACUGAGGUGGUGGAUCUCCCCAACAGAGACACAACCCAUAAGAAAAACUAGACAUGCGCACACUGAAAUAUUUCCGUUUUGCUUGAAAAAUAAAUGUAUUUAGUUACUCCCGAAA
This is a messenger RNA of Rana temporaria (common frog), 1828 nucleotides long. It is a transcript of the gene LPAR5, whose product is annotated as lysophosphatidic acid receptor 5. Lineage: Eukaryota; Metazoa; Chordata; Amphibia; Anura; Ranidae. The transcript has 2 exons. Gene Ontology annotation, cellular component: membrane. Bases 261 to 1418 code for a protein of 385 amino acids. The record is from RefSeq and is a predicted model, not a curated record. Gene Ontology annotation, biological process: behavioral response to pain; G protein-coupled receptor signaling pathway. Gene Ontology annotation, molecular function: G protein-coupled receptor activity.